This is a messenger RNA of Benincasa hispida (wax gourd), 2398 nucleotides long. RefSeq names its product trichome birefringence-like protein (DUF828) (gene TBL1). Gene Ontology annotation, molecular function: O-acetyltransferase activity. Gene Ontology annotation, cellular component: Golgi apparatus. The record is from RefSeq and is a predicted model, not a curated record. NCBI's taxonomy places the organism in Eukaryota, Viridiplantae, Streptophyta, Magnoliopsida, Cucurbitales, Cucurbitaceae.
UAUGAAACAAACGUCCUCCUCCACUCGAUAGACUCGAAGACUGUUUUUUCAAUCACAGAUUUUCAUUUUCUCACUCUAAAAUCCACUUCACCCUUUCUCUCUCUAAAAACCCACUUUUUGGGUGGUGGUGGUAGUGGUAGUGGUUCUGUUUUCUGUGAUCCGCCAUGGCUGAAGUUACCAAGUAUCAGCCCAUCAAUGGCGGAAAUCUGGUAUCAGACGUCAAGAGUCUCUUCUCUAUUCUUAAAACCAAGAGAACUAUGGCUUUUGCUUAUGGGUUUAUGUUUGCUUUCGUUGUUUUCACUGUCUUUUUGGCUUUUAACCCUUCUUCUUCCUUUUCUCCUUCCUUCUCUAAUAUUUUCAGUGGGAGUAACUUUGUUGGGUAUAAUUCUUCUAAUGGGGGUUCUGGAUCUCGAUACCCUUCUUUCCUUUCUUACUUUUUUCCCAACAGUUCGCUUCAGCAGAGUAAUCCAGUGAUCUCUCCGCCGGUGCCGGAGGCUAAUUUCUCUAGAUCUAGUAAUGUGACGACUCAGCCGCAGCCGCCGGCUGUUGAGAAAGAACCGCCCCGUGUGAAGAACCGUACGGAAGAAUCGGUACAGGAAAACAAUCCACCGGCGGCCGGAAAUCAGACAAUGGAUUCUGUAGUUUCGCCUCCGAUUGAAACUCAACCGCCGGCGGAAACUGUGAAGAACGAUACUCAAUCUACACCGGUUACUGAAGUUACGAACUCGAAUCAAACUGAAUCGAAAAAUGCCCCUCCGGUGGUGGAUGAUCAGGUUAAGAGUUCUGGGCUGGAACCGAUUCCAUUGAAUAAUGGAAGUUCUAGGGCAGAGGAGAAAAAUGUACCGACGAAUUACACGGCUCCGUUGUCGAAGAAGCAAAACAAUGAGACGUUUUCAGAUUCCGGUGAAUCGGUUAACCAGAAGGAUUGGGUUGAGUCUUUGAAGAAUUGUGAUUUUUUCGAUGGAGAGUGGGUGCCGGAUGAUUCUUAUCCACUUUAUAAACCUGGUUCUUGUUUACUGAUUGAUGAACAAUUCAAUUGCCAUUUGAAUGGCAGGCCUGAUAAGAAUUAUCAGAAAUUUAGAUGGAAGCCCAAGAGAUGCCAUCUCCCAAGGUUGGAUGGAGGUCGAAUGUUGGAUCUUUUGAAAGGUAAAAGAUUAGUUUUCGUUGGUGACUCGCUGAAUCGAAACAUGUGGGAAUCGCUUGUUUGUAUAUUAAGAAACUCUGUUAAAGACCAAAGUAAAGUGUUUGAAGCUCACGGAAGACAAGUGUUCAGAGGGGAAGCAGCUUACUCUUUCAUUUUUAAGGAUUAUAACUUCACCGUAGAGUUCUUUGUGUCUCCCUUUUUAGUCCGAGAGUGGGAGAUGCCAGAUAAGAAUGGUAAGAAGAAAGAAACUCUACGUCUCGAUUUGGUCGGGAAGUCGUCUGAUCAGUAUAAAGAAGCUGAUAUAAUUGUCUUCAACACUGGUCACUGGUGGACUCAUGACAAAACUGCAAGAGGGAAAGAUUAUUACCAAGAAGGGAGCCAUGUUUAUGAAGAAUUGAAUGUUCUUGAGGCCUUCCGAAAGGCUAUAACAACAUGGGCGAGAUGGGUUGAUAAUAACAUAAAUCCAAUGAAGUCCAUUGUUUUCUUCAGGGGCUACUCUGAAUCCCAUUUCAGCGGAGGACAGUGGAACUCCGGUGGGCAAUGCGACAGCGAGAUUGAGCCGAUCAAGAACGAGACAUUUCUGAGACAUUACCCGAAGAAGAUGGUUGUUUUGGAGAAGGUAUUGAGCGGGAUGAAAACUCAUGUUACCUAUCUAAACAUUACAAAGAUGACGGAUUUUCGAAAGGACGGGCACCCUUCGAUCUACAGGAAGCAAAAGCUAACAGAAGAAGAGAGGAGAUCACCAUUGAGAUUCCAGGACUGCAGCCAUUGGUGUCUUCCUGGUGUUCCUGAUACAUGGAAUGAGAUUUUAUUUGCAGAACUGUUAUUGAAACAGCAACAACAAAAAAGAACAUAGAGGUACGAAGAAAUGAAAGUACAUAUUUAUUGGGCUGAGUUCAUAUCAAGAUUUAGAAGAUUAGUACUGUUUUUCCUUUUUCUUUUCUUUUUUUUUUUUUGGGAAUCAAUAUAGAGAAGAUCAAACAACAAAGAAGUUAGAUCCAAAGAAUUGAUAUGAAUUUUUUUCUUCUACAAUAAUUUAUGAGAUUAGGAAAUAGAAAAGGGUUUAUGUUCUUGUUCUUGUUCUUGAAGAGAUCUUGUUUGUGCUGUGAUGAAAUUAUGUUCAUAUGAGAGAGAGAGGGAAGAAGAUAUUAGAUGGAAGGAUGAAAUCUUCUAUGGUGUUUACCAAUUGUAAAUUUUUAAAUUAUAUAUUCCUUUUUUGUUGAAACAAUGAAUCCCCUUAUUAUCAUUCUAUCA